This is a messenger RNA of Nothobranchius furzeri (turquoise killifish), 6274 nucleotides long. Its product is annotated as serine-rich adhesin for platelets. The record is from RefSeq and is a predicted model, not a curated record. NCBI's taxonomy places the organism in Eukaryota, Metazoa, Chordata, Actinopteri, Cyprinodontiformes, Nothobranchiidae.
UGAAAACUGGGACAAGGGAGGUGAAAUUUUCCAAAUGCUGAUCCAGGUGUAAUUACCUACCUGCUCUGGUAUUAGCGGAAGCGUCGCAGCUCACCUAUUGCUCAGCCAGGUAUUGACCUUUAACCUGGCAACACCGUUCCUUCCUGCUCAUCUCAGUGAUGAAUUCCUCUCCACAUUGUUGAAGAUGAGGUGAAUUCCCAGGUUGAAUACCGAUGUCUGACGGAAUCGGUUAAACACGGGAUGUCAACAAGUGACGCAGGAGAGCUGGAGCUGAGAGGAGAGGCGGCAGCAGCAGUAGCAGAAACGCCUCUGUGCGCCACAGCGCGACCAGCACGGACCGCAAUCAGAGAACAUGAGGAUGAAUAUUUGGAAAGAUUCAACCACAAGAAUAACAAAACAAACACUGAAUUGCCGGAGCAGAACGCGACGGUCGUCAAUCAGGAAGAGACGCUCAAAGCACUGAUAGUCGACAGUUUAGGUGAAUCCAACCCUUCAGUUGUCCAGGUCCAAAAGUUCUGUUGGGUCCAGUUUCACCUCCUUGACCAUCUACAAGCCAGAGCUGAGCCUCGGGAGCACUUUAGACCUGCAGUCCAGGUUGAUGGAAGAAGAUCAACUCCAGACACCUGUUUAGGGACAGUCGGCAACUGUCCACUUCAGACUGAUCUCUGUCAAGCCAAGAAGGAAGACAAGAUCAUCUCAGAUGUUUAUCGGGAACUAAGGAUUACAACAGACCUGAUUAAAACUCAUCCUCCUAAUGGCAACUGUAGACCACAUGAGCAUAAUAAUGGCUUGCAUUUAUCUUCAUGUGUGUCACAACCAAGGAUUUACACUUCGUCUCUACCUGGAACUGAAGCAGAAAAGGAUAUAAAGCAUCAUAUAAACUUUGAUAACCUUGAAAAACUGUGUGACCCCCACGGGAAUAUGCUUUCCUCCACCAUGGUGACAGUUCUGGCUGCCCCCUGGAGUGGUCGACUAAGGAGGACUAAAAGAUUUGAUGGAACAGGUUCUUCAGAGUCUCCAGCUGAUUUGCAAGAUGUUUCAAAUACUGCAACAAAGAAUGACCAUGGUCUUCAGGAGACUUCGAGCCAGAGUGCUUUAACAGAUGGGUUGUACUGCCCAACUUUUGUUCCACUUUUGAGCACCAGGAGGAAUACUGCAGGAUGGUCAGCUAAAAGUGACCCUUCAAGCUUGGACUUGGAAUCCAAAAGGAUAAUGACUCAGACUGUCUCUUUGGAUUCAAGUGGUACUUGUCCUUCAAACACAGCUCCGUCUCCCUGGUCUCCUUUACUUGAUCCAAAUGAAAGAAGGACUCACCAAACAGGACAUCAAGGACGCAUAUCUUCAGAACCAACGACAAGUAGUCUGCUUCUGUCUUUGAGAAGAGUAAAUUCCAACACCACAAACUCUAAUACAAACUUCAUUUUCCCUGAAGUAAGCAAAUCGCCUUUGAGCAGUUCUCCAAAUGAUCAAAAUGGAAAACUUACCACACACCUCUCUCAGACUUCUUCUGCCCAAAAUGAACAACAGAGACCAAGGCCUAUCCUUUCCCAUUCACACAUUCCUUAUGGCUCAACUGAAACUGGACCUGUCUAUUUCCCAGCAUUUUCAAAUGACAGAGAGGGUAAUGCACCGAAUGUUAGAAACAAUUCGUUCACCAAGCAAGCUCAAACAGUAAACACGAUUCCAACCUCGCUUACAUCUUCCAAACAUCUAUUUCAGGAUAACAGACCACUAGAGAGGCAACAGAGCAAUGUGGGUUCUGAUAAACCAACACCACUUUCAGAUACCUUUCUCUCCUCUGCUAGACAUUCAUCAUAUGAUCAAGCCAGAGUUUUAAAAACUCACUCACUUCCUAGACGGACAACUCUGACAUCUACUUCCUGGUGGAAACAAGUUUCCCCAGAAGGCAGUUCUCAUCUUAGUCACAGUGACACAGUCAACACAAAAGACAAGUCUGAAGCAGACUCUCCAUGUCUGACAGACAACAAAAGACUGAUUAGUCAAAUCCUCAGUAGCAGAGACAACAACAAUACAUCAGAGUCAGUUUCCAAAGGUAACAUGAACCUCGCUUUGAAGACACCAGAAUCAGAAAUGCUCAUAAAACAGCAGUAUAGCUUAUUUGCAGACAAGAGAGAACCACCAAAAGCUCACAGUAUGCCUGAUUGUUUGCCCACUUCUAAACUUAGCACAGCAGCAGCACAAAAAACACCAGUAAACACCAACCACCCCAUAAAAAAGGAUGCCAGUGGUACUUCGUUAACAUCACAUUUAAAAGAAUUACCAAUAACUGCAUAUAAACAUCAGACCUCAGAUUGCAUUAAAAAGUAUAAUAAUUCUCCACACAAAACCAACAGUAUCCACACAUCUGUACACAACAUGGACUCUCAAACAUUUACCAAGUCACCUCUUACUCAUGAUCUUACCACUAUGAACAGUCAAGCUCCUGUUUCUGGCAUCCCCACUACCCCAAACACCAAAAACAAUGUUUCCUUCCUGUCUCCUCCAGAUUCUUCAGAGACCUGUAUUAAUGUUUCUACAUCCAAUACUCUAAAGUUCAGCAACAUAGCUACCGUCACACCUCUUGGUUUUCAGAGAAGUUAUGCCUGUCUGCCUAAACCCUUCCGCACUAAAACUGUGUCCAGCCUGAUUUCUCAAGUCAAUUCUGUCACCAAAACAAAAAGUAGCUCUGUAUCCACCACUCCCACUACAUGUUCUUCUACCACUGCUGAUACCCCACCAGUUCUUAGCCCUACUGUCUCUUCUGCCAUUACAGCUCCCAAUUUUACCACUGCCUCCUCCUUUCUAACCCCCCCUGCAACCCCGGGAACAACUAGCCCCAACUCAGAAACAACCACACCCAAAUUGAAAAGUAUGUUCAGCAACAGCCUGGAAAGAGAAUCAAAGAAACUAAGUCUAAGGUUAGAGGGAAAGAAGGAGAGGCGAGUAACAUGGGGGGACUCUGCUGAUGUGAAAUGCUCAGAGCCGGAGUCAGAUUCUUUGAAGGCCCAAACAAACCUGUUAUCUCCCUCUAGGCCUACUCAAAGUAUUCCAUCAGUCUUCUCCUUUUUACCACCAGGCAGUCCAAAAGAAGGUACAUCUCCUGUUGUCUCCCCUAACCCCAACAUGUUCAGCACAGAGUUGGUAAAAGGAGAGAAACAUCCCUCCUUUUCCUCUGACUCUGCAGACUUAGCAGCCAGAGAGCAUGAGAAAAGCAAAUACAAAACUGGUGAUACUUUAAACUUUGACCUGACAAGACAGGGCUUAAGUACACCCAAGCCAGAAGAAAUGCCAUCAAAGGAAUCUGGCUUUGUAAAGUGUCGUUUUUCUGCUCCUCUCUCCCUCCCACCUGACUUCUCAAGUGGUCUCAAUGUGCGUUAUAGUACCCCACCUUACUCCACCUUAAUGUCUAGCAGGCAAACACAGAGAGAAAAGUUCAUACCACAUUCAUUUUCUAUUUCACAAUCGCCUCAGUCAAAUUAUUCUGCACAAACUUCCCUAAGUGCUGACCAACAUGUGGCACUGACUUCCAAACCACCCCUGUCCCCUAUCAGACCGUCCCAGCCCUCCUUGGUAUUCCAAAGGGCAACUGCCACGCAAGACUGUUCAAUCGGCAAGCUUUCAGAUACUGAUAAAGUCAACAAUAAUCACAUCAAGGACCACAAUCAGAUUAAUUCAAACAGCCAGAUACAGCUUCUUGAUAACAGAGUUCAUGUCAGCUCACAGUCUCUUUCAGGUGAUGAAGAACACACUUUUUCCUCUACGUGUGUGACUGAGACGCUGAUUUACAGCAUUAAACCCAAAGUAGAUACAGCUACUGCUGCUCAAAAGGGCACCACACCUAAAUCUUUGCAACAUGGCACAAACACAUUGGUCUCUAUGGAGACCAAAUCAAACACAAUGCAGAGUACCGAAACAGUCAGACAACUGUAUUCAGACCAGAGCUCCAAUAAUAGCAAAUCUAGUGAAAGUCAUCUCUGCAGUAAGGACAGCAACAGUUGUAGCAUGAAGGAGAAUGUGCAGAGUAAAAGCAGAUUUUAUUCAAUCGAAGCUAAUAAUGAACAAAGUCCAAAGAAAAACCGGUUUGCUCUCAAGAGAAGUGCCAGCACACCAAACUCUAGUGUACCCGUGUCAGAGAGGGUCAACAAGAGUUACAACAAAAUGGACCAGAUGUUACACAGGUUGAAACAAAAGUUCAGCUCAAGACGACCUGAUGAAGAUUUAACAUUUCCAUGGAAAUGGAAGCGAAAUUCACAAACACCAUCUGUUAGUGGAUCAAGUGAUAUGAGCUGUGUCAGCGAUAACAGUUUGGACAGUACAAAAACUCUGGAGGAACAAGGGCAGGAGAAAGAGAUGGUACUGAAUCAUGUUUCAGCAAAUAUAGACAAUACUAAAACACUCUCAGAGAAUAGAUACGCUAUCAUACCAGCCCUAGAUGUUGGAGAACCAAAGGUGGAAAACGAAUUAGCUGCAACUCAAGCCUUUAGUCAAGGUGCCUAUCUAGAACAAGCAUCCAAAGUUCAUCUCACUGUCCACAGCCCAACUGACCUUGACCCAACAGAUCACUUGGCUCCUGGUUCAGAUCCAAAUGCUGACAGGAGCCCCUCUCCUACUUCUUAUCAGACUCUGUGCAGGAGAUCUACACCUAGCCCCAGAAGCCCAUUCUCACCUUUCUCUUCUAUUUCUCCUCUUUCCCCGUUUCCUUCUCCUGAUGGGGCAGAUGACAGUGUAUUUUACAGCCCAAAGCUGCAGCGCCGAAGGGAGUCCUCUUCCCCAUGUGAUCCAAGAGAAAGAAUCAGCUUAGGAAGCUCAAGAAGAAGUCGGGCCUCCAUAGGUCCUCCCAGUAUGAGUCCAGUACAAGAUAAAGAGUAUGUUGCUUCCUCAUAUGCUGAUUUAAAGUAUGGAAUAGAACCUGGUAGAUCUUUUUCUGUAGGUUCUGUUCUCUCUGGGAGAUCCUCAAGGCCUGGGCGUAUUUCGACUGGAUCCAGGUUUAUGAGUGUGGGUGACCUUUCUCAGUCCACCUUGUCUUGUGCAGGCCAUGGCAAAGAACUAUAUCAGGGUUCUCUUCCACCUGAUUGGACGGGAGAUUUUCAUUGCCAGCCUACUAAUGAUUGCCGAAUAUCAAAUUUCUUUGGUGAUACCAGUAACACGCGGUCCAGGUCUCUACCAAGAUCCUGGACCCGAUUAAUGACUAGCUGGAACUCAGGAGUCCCUCCUUCUCAGUCUGUGACUGCCUCCACCGCAAAGCCAGCUCUUCUUCACAGCCCCACCAUGAACACUUGUCAAUCUGCAUGGGAUACAGAAGGUCCUCCAACCCCUCCUCUAACCCCUCCGCUGUCUCCGGUGACUAGACGCAUGUCCAAACCUCCCAGUUUGUCUUCUUCCCCUACCUUUUCCCCUGUUCAGCAAGGUGACAUCCAACCAUCCCAAAGACAUUUACCAUCCAGGAGGUAUGUAUCCAGCCUCAGCACCUUUGAUGAGUCAACAGACAGUGGCUCAGACACAACCACAGAUGAUGAAUACUACCUAGAGUCAGAUGACGAGGUAGGAAAAGAGACUGAGCUGUGAAAGCAGAAUGUUCUCUAAGUUUAAAGACAAACAAAAAACUCCAAAAGAAGAAAGAUGUACAAACUUUUUCAUGAUUACCUCUGUUUGUUUUUCUUUUUUUCUCUUAACAAAGAAGGCAUGAGGGCAGCUGGGACAACAAUCCACCUGCUUGGCUUGCUUGUUGAAAGUGAUAGCUGCAGUUGUGGCCAGAAGUUUUACACUGGAUGAGCUAUCUGGAUAGAGCCAGUUUAAACGCAAUGUACAGUAUAUUAUACAUGACUGCAGAGCUCUAAUUUAUAAAUACCAAGUUGCUACUGUCUGUUAUUAAAUUUGCUGCAUGGUAGAGGUGUACAACGUGGCUGUAUUACAGAACAAAGCUCUCUUUGGUUAAGCUUUCAGCAAUAGAUCAGUCUUUGGGUUGGCAUUUCAUUGCACCAGGUGACAGGAUACAUGUAUAAAUGAGCUGUCAUGAUAUUUUUAUGAUCCACCCUGGGUUUUAAAAAUUGAAGGGAGUGUUGCAUAACGUUUGGAGCAUAAAACAGGAAAGCUUUAUUUUCUUAUCUAUUUUAAACCAUUGUCUUUAAAAAUGAUACACUGGAAUGAAACUCAACACUAGCAUUUGCCAUCAGAUAUUAAGUGUUCUACCCAGUGCCUGCUUUUAUUUGCACAGUGACAAUAUUAAAUCUUUAAUAUAUGUGUUUCAUAAAUAAAUUCAAAAUUUCUAACAAGA